UUAUCAGGGACUCACGCGAAUUUUCAUCAAGCCUUUCUGUAUUGAGAAAAUUAAUUUGGUAGUCAUGGCGAACAAUUACGCCGGCUUUAGUUACGGAGGUACACAGUACACAUCCACUGGUGCACCAGGUACGUACAGUUCCAACUCUGUGUCUUAUCCGGCUGUAACUAAUGCGACAUUCGCUAAUGCCGCUGCUUAUCAAUCUGCUGUAGCUGCUGGAAGCGGAAGUUAUGCAGCUGGAGGUGGUGCCGCUGCAGCCGGCUAUGCGGGAUAUGGCAACGACUAUGCUUCUCUGCAAGCCUAUGAUUCGUCAAAAACAUUUUACCAGCAAGCAGCCUCCAGCUACAACACCGCUCCAUCAUCUACAGUUGGUAAGACUCAUUAUUCGGCACCACCAGUAAAAAAUGUCACCCCAAUUGGUACGAAACCUUCGGCUGGAAAAGAUAAGGGCGGACCCGGUGGACAGGCCAAGAUGGGAGGUCCGACCGUUACAACAGCAUCGGGUUCCUAUAGCAACUAUGAUGCUGCCCUCUACAGUGCUGCUUCUAUGUAUGUGGCUCAACAGCAUCAGCCGUCCCAGCAUGGAGCGGGCGGUGGAAAUCCUGGCAAGGCUAAUGGUGUGAUGGGCGCGGGUGGUAACUGGCCUCCAUAUCGCAAAGGUGGUCCUGGUGGCCCUGGUAAUAAAGUUUCUCGACAGAAACAGCCUCCACGUCCCCAGCAAUUGCACUACUGUGAGGUUUGCAAAAUAUCGUGCGCGGGACCACAGACCUAUCGUGAGCAUUUGGAGGGUCAGAAACACAAGAAACGUGAAGCGUCCUUGAAAAUGCAGGCCAGUGCUCAGACUACGACUCAGAACAGAGGUAACAACUACCACUGUGAGCUAUGCGAUGUUACGUGCACCGGCACCGAUGCAUAUGCUGCCCAUGUCCGGGGAGCCAAACAUCAGAAAGUUGUCAAAUUACACCAGAAGCUAGGCAAGCCCAUACCGGCCGAUGAGCCUAAGAAAAUGGGAAAAAUUAAUUUUGUCCCCGCUAGUGGUAGCAAUAGUACCACCGAAGGCGCCACAAACACCAAAGAAAGCGAAUCUGCCGAAAAUCAGAACGACUCUAAAACUGAAGAAAACCAAGAUGAUUCCACAGAAAACUUGGACAAUAUUAAACCAGUCGGUGGAGAAUAUAUUGAAGAGGUUAAAGACGAAGAAGGAAAAAUAUUGAGUUUUAACUGCAAACUUUGUGAUUGCAAAUUUAAUGAUCCCAAUGCAAAGGAAAUGCAUACUAAAGGUCGUCGCCAUCGUCUCCAGUAUAAACGAAAGGUCCAACCGGAUUUAGUUGUUGAUUUUAAGCCGACUCCGAGGCAGCGUCGUUUAGCCGAAGCCAGAGCACAACGUGCAUUAAUGAGUUCUCAUCGUGGUCAAAAUGCCAAUUUUGGAGAUAAACCGGGUUAUUGGGGCGACGAACAGCGCAGGCGUGCACAAUUUGACGACGAAUAUGACUAUAAUAAUUGGUUGGCUCGUAGUUUUGGAGGUAAUCAGCGUGGAUUUGGCGGUCGUAUGGGUAAUGGACCACCACCAUUCUUCGGAAUGAUUCCUGGAGGUGCAGGAAUUCGUCGACCAGAGAGCAAUGACGACCGUCAUGCUAUUGCCCGUCAUGCUCAAAUUUAUCCAAAAGAGGAAGAGUUGCAAUUAAUCCAGCGCAUUGUUUCACACACCGAGCGUGCAUUGAAAUUUGUUUCAGAUACAUUGGCUGAAAAUCCUAACGACAGUGGUCCGUCCACCGCCAAAAAGGAAAAGGCCGAUGGCAAUACUGUUAAGGAUGGACGUGAUAACCAAAUGCUCUCUUUCCAGAAGGAAGCUGACACUGGCAAUUUGCGAAUCCUUAAGGGAGUUAUGCGCGUCGGCUUCCUCGCCAAAGGAUUACUAUUGCAAGGGGACAAUGCUGUCGAACUUGUUGUUUUAUGCUCAGAAAAACCAACUGUUGGUUUACUUAAACGCGUUGCAGCCGAGUUGCCGCAAAAACUGACGGAGGUGGCAGGUGAAAAUCCAGUCGAAUAUAAAGUUGAAGUUGUUAUUGAAGAAUCCGCUGUGGUAGUGCAAGAUGAAGCUGUUUCUGUAAAAAUAUCAUUGACAUCACCAUUGUUGCGUGAAUCAACUGAUAACGCCAAAACUGCAGCAGACAGUGAAGGCGAAGGUACUGGGGACGCAGCUCUGUUACCUCGUGAACCAUGCCUAAGAGCUUUGGCGGAAUUACGCCAUGCUAAAUGGUUCCAAGCUCGUGCUACUGGCUUGCAAUCAUGCGUAAUGGUUAUUCGUAUAUUACGUGAUCUCUGCCAACGUGUGCAAUCCUGGCAGGCAUUGCCACAAUGGUCAAUGGAGUUGUUUGUUGAGAAAGUCAUCUCAUCAGCCGGUUUUCCUAUUUCUCCUGGUGAUUGUUUGCGCCGUAUUAUGGAAGCUUUGGCAUCCGGUUUCCUUAUAAAUGGUCCUGGUCUGUUAGAUCCGUGCGAGAAGGAACCGCAAGACGCCCUCCAAGAUCUAUCUAAGCAGCAGCGUGAAGAUCUUACUGUGUCAGCACAGCUGUUCUUACGUUAUAUGGCUUUUAGACAAAUUUACAAAGUCCUCGGAAUGGACCAACUUCCCGCUCCAAAAUUUCCAUCUCGUCCAUGGCGUUUGAAUCGAAAGCGCCGCCGCUCCCAGGGCAAAGACAACACGGACGGAGACUGCAACAAUGCUGAAGCAGAAGAAUGCGCCUCCGAUGAAAAAAUUCCCAAGAAAGAUGCUAACGACACAUCUGCUUAAUCUAAAUCUAAUCUCUCUGUGUAACACACACGAAAAGGAAAUACAGCAAUUAAUGUUUACUAUCUUAUUAUCGUAUUACUAUGCGUUAUUGAUACCAUAGACUUUUAAUCAAAACAUUAACAGACAACUUUAUUCGACGUAUUUAUAGUGGUAGAAUAAAUUCCUGUAAUACGCUGUACACCUUUCCCCAAC
This is a messenger RNA of Musca vetustissima, 2983 nucleotides long. RefSeq names its product zinc finger RNA-binding protein (gene Zn72D). The transcript is spliced from 6 exons. Bases 65 to 2791 code for a protein of 908 amino acids. NCBI's taxonomy places the organism in Eukaryota, Metazoa, Arthropoda, Insecta, Diptera, Muscidae. Gene Ontology annotation, molecular function: zinc ion binding; single-stranded RNA binding; double-stranded RNA binding. The record is from RefSeq and is a predicted model, not a curated record. Gene Ontology annotation, cellular component: precatalytic spliceosome.